This is a messenger RNA of Zophobas morio, 1494 nucleotides long. RefSeq names its product zinc finger protein 711-like. The record is from RefSeq and is a predicted model, not a curated record. The transcript has 3 exons. Gene Ontology annotation, molecular function: RNA polymerase II transcription regulatory region sequence-specific DNA binding; DNA-binding transcription factor activity, RNA polymerase II-specific. Lineage: Eukaryota; Metazoa; Arthropoda; Insecta; Coleoptera; Tenebrionidae. The coding region runs from base 1 to 1494 and encodes 497 amino acids. Gene Ontology annotation, biological process: regulation of transcription by RNA polymerase II.
AUGUCAGCUCUGGAAUACUGUGAAGCGUUCGCCACACGUGGGAAGUCUUCAUGGAAAAAUGUUCACAGAUGUAAAUUAUGCCCCUAUUUUACAACCGCUGUUUUCCUUAUGAUCAACCACGUCAGACGACACCGUUUCCCUCAGGAAAAAUUUACUUGCGACAACGCCAAAAUUGAAGCUUAUUUUUGUAAAAAUUGCGAUUUUAAGACGGAACUAACAGUUUUGUUCAAAGAACACAUUAUUAAAUAUCAUGGGCUUAAGAAGGAAUCUAGAGACGAUUUAUUAAGUGAGGACUUCAGCAUACAAACCUAUGUUUGCGAAAAAUGCGACUUUGAAACAAAUUUCUCGUUAAAGUGGAUUCAGCAUAUUUCAGCGUGCACGAAAAAGAAAGAAAAUCCUCAAAGUGUGACUUCUCCGUCACAGAAUGACACAUACAGUUUCAAUUUCAAGCGAACUGACGAAACAAGUUGGUACUACUGUGUGCAAUGUUCCUACAAAGCUAAACUCAAAGAUGAACAAGAUGUCGAAUGGCACAAGUGCAACAAGUGUGUAUUCAAGGCCAAAGCAAAAAGUAAUUUAACGAACCAUGUAAAAAGACGUCACUUGAACGAUGAAGACGUUAGAUGGUAUAAAUGCAAUGAAUGUCUUUUUAAAACUAAAGCUAAAGGUGAUCUAAAGAAACACGCAAUUAGAAAACAUCUAGACGAAGAAAAAAUUAACUGGCACGAAUGUAAACAAUGCCCAUUUAAAACUAAAGUGGCGUCUGAUUUAAAAAGUCAUAUGGUUUUUAGACAUUUGGAUGAAGAAAACGUUAAAUGGUAUCAAUGUGUUCAUUGUCCAUUUAAGACGAAAUCCAAUGCUACUUUAAAAUGCCAUAUAAAUCACCGCCAUUUGGAUGAAACUGAAAUUAAAAUAUACAAAUGCGAUGAGUGUUCUUUCAAAACGAAAUAUGAACAUCAUCUAAAGAAACAUGCAACUACAAAACAUCUAGACGAAGAAAAAAUUAAUUGGCACGAAUGUGAACAAUGCCCAUUUAAAACUAAAUAUGCGUGGAAUUUAAAAAGUCAUAUGAUUUUUAGACAUUUGGAUGAAGAAAACGUUAAGUGGUAUCAAUGUGUUUAUUGUCCAUUUAAGGCGAAAUUAAAUGGCAUUUUAAAGUGCCAUAUAAAUUACCGCCAUUUGGAUGAAACUGAAGCUAAAUGGUACAAAUGCGAAGACUGUCCUUACAAAAGAUCUAAAUAUCUUGGGUCUCUCGAGGAACACAGAGGGUGUGUUAGUUAUAUGAGGCCCGUGGAACGAAAACACGAACAAACAGUUAACACAUUUAUUAUACAAACACAAGCAAAUACGAGUAUACAUUACAGUGAACUUAGACACACGCGCGCGGACCACCGACCAGCCAUUUGUGUGACGUUCGUCUUCGUCAUGGCUACGUCAUCGCUGGCGCAGUCGCGCAGACUACCGCCGAACACGCACUCCAUCUAUGUUUCCUAA